Molecule: messenger RNA, 3170 nt
Organism: Amphibalanus amphitrite
Lineage: Eukaryota; Metazoa; Arthropoda; Thecostraca; Balanomorpha; Balanidae
Product: homeobox protein Hox-B4a-like
Exons: 2
Coding region: 578-1510 (310 amino acids)
Biological process (GO): anterior/posterior pattern specification; negative regulation of transcription by RNA polymerase II
Cellular component (GO): nucleus
Molecular function (GO): DNA-binding transcription factor activity, RNA polymerase II-specific; RNA polymerase II cis-regulatory region sequence-specific DNA binding
Source: RefSeq, a predicted model, not a curated record
GGCGCAGUGCGCAUUCUGGCUGCCAGUGCGCAGGUCACCGGUGAGAGCGGUCCGUGUUGGGUGACUUUGCGCUUUGGGUCUUUUCUGAAGCAUUUCGUGCGUUUUCGCCCCGUGUGUUUUGGAGCCUCCUUCGUUCUUCCCCAGCGGUUGUUGGCUGCGUGGGUGCGUGCGUCUCCCGCGGAGCGGCGAUUGGCGCAGGAAAGGGGAGCCGGCGGCGGGGGCGACAUUUUUGAUCGGCGCCCAUUGAUUUGGCGAGGGUCCGGGGACGGCCGGAGGGUCCGCCAGCGGGCAUCCCGCACCGCCGCCGGCGGCGGCCUCAUGUUUAUUCCCGACAAUAGGCUGAAUAGGUCAAUGUGAUUGGUCGGCCGGCCGGCUGCGGCGCGCGCUGACGUCACGGCGCGUAUUGAAUGGUCUCCUCUGCCGGGGGACGGGCGCAAAUCACUCUGGCCGGCCGGCGGCGCGGCGCCCGACCCUGGGAAUCGGCCGGCAGGAGGCGCCCCGGACAGUGCGUGAACGCUGCGUGAUCGGCCGCCGCACCGGUCGGGCCCGAGAGGCAGAGUGCACCGCGAGCGUCACCAUGAGCUGGAACUUGAGCAACGCGGCCGGCGGCUGGCCGGCCGGCGGCCACAACGUGCAGGCCGCCGACCAGUACUACAACAACGGCAAGUACGGCGGGGUGAACUAUGAGAACUUCCAGCAGUACGCCGCCCAGGCGCACCAGCACUUUCAGCGGUACAGCGCGCCGUACCCCAACCUGGGCAACCUCAGCGCCAAGGCCGUAUACGAACAGUGCGCCUCGUACUCGCCGACCCCCGGCUACCCGGGCACCCCGGCCAGAACGGAGUCGGCCGAGGGACGCGACUUCACCGCCUGCAAGAUGCCGGCCGGCUUCGGCGGCGGAGUGCACGACAGCAUGCAGGGCCUGCACAUGCAGAACUUUGCCGGCAUGGAGGACAUGCACUAUGCGGCAGCGGCGGCCGCCGCCAAAAACCCCGGAGGAAUCUUCCCCUGGAUGAAGGCUCCGUAUACAAUUGACCCGGGUCACACGCCGAAGCGGACGCGGCAGUCCUACACCCGGUUCCAAACUCUGGAGCUGGAGAAGGAGUUCCGGACGAACCGCUACCUGACGCGGCGGCGGCGGAUAGAGAUCGCCCACGCCGUCUCGCUCUCCGAGCGACAGAUCAAGAUCUGGUUCCAGAACCGGCGCAUGAAGGCCAAGAAGGAGACAAAACAAGUAGACUCCACAGAACGUGACGACGCUGACGACGACGCCUCCGGAGACAAAUCUGUCGGCUCGUCGCCGCCGGCGCCGCGCCCGGCUCCCGUCGCUUUCGACGCGACGCCCUCGUGCUCCUCGAGCCUGGUGACGGGAAACUCUCUGGAUGACAUGCUGCCCACGAUGCCGGCCAUGCAGACCUCGCUGUCGGCGGUGCAGCACGUCCAGCACGGUCACCAGCCCCAGCACCAGCACCACUACUCAGGUAUCAAGUCCGAGGCGCACUCGGCGUAACCUCCUCCAGGGGUCUCAUAAAUCUCACGACGGAGCUGGCGUAGCCUCGUCGAACGGGUUGGUGAUUUGACGCAGCAAUGCGCAUCUGUAUAUGAAAGUGGGCGCUAUUUGAAGUGUAAUUACCUUUUGCUGUGACAGUUGUUCAGGGAUUUUUGCAUUUGUUUUGCCAUCUAUUCUGUGAGUAGAUGAUCGAGUGGAACGCACGGUACGGGUAUAUUGCUUUCAGUUUGAAUAGUUUGUAUUAUUUUGUCACUCACUUUGCGGGUUUUUCGCGGGUUGCUUAUUGCUUCGCUUUUAUAUUUGUUUAUAUAAAUGAAAUGUUUGCUCAUCGGCAUCAUUUUAACUUUGCUCUAAGAGUCUUGAUUCAUGAUUUGAUGACUUUCUCAGGUCAUUAGAAGCAUCGAUGUACAGUUCGCUGUUAUUAAGAUUACCUACUAUUUUAUGUUAUAUCUUAGCCUUUACCUCCAGCAGCUUUGUUCCGAAAUAUUUCCUCAGAUAAAUCUUGCUAAUGUAAAUUCAACGCACUAUCAUCCACGCAGGCCUCGAGUUUUUCUAUCUUUUGAAUUCUGAAAUACGCCCUCGCGUGCUAAACCAACUCCGUGUCAUAUUUCCACCUUAUCCCAGCUUCUUGAGCCUUCUCCUGUCGCUCCUCACAUAUCCCUUACCUGUUCGCGCAUCUAUCGUUAACCAAACCCCCUAUUAGCACAUAUCCACGAGCGCGGCACCUGAUCCUUGGAUCCGCGAGUUUGCGCGGUCCCGUUACACCUUGAGCUACCUGAUCGUCCACCGCUCCUCCCACCUCACCAUCCUAUCCUGCCGUCUGCCAGCGCUGGCCCGUGGUCAUCGUAAUCCCCGGUACGAUUAGGCCGGGCGCGCGCCAGCCGCUCCCUGCGGACCCCUAAUUACCAGUGUCGCACUCGGACUCGCUAAUUGAAAGAGGCGGCAGUAAUAACACCCGAGCGGCACAGGGAAAGCGCCGGCCGGCCUCCAGAGAGUGAGGGUUCGAGACGCACGAGCGGAGCAGAAGGCCUAGUCGCUCCCCUUUGCCGGACGGCGGUGCUAGCUUCUUGUGCGUGUGCCUGGACGGGACUGCAACGCUCGGAGGUGCGUAGGAUGUGCGUGUGCGUAAGAAAGUGCGUGUAUUGUAGUAUGCGUGUGUAUUGUGUCGAUAUUUGUUGUUGAGAUUCUUUGACGGUCACUUACGUGUGUGGUUAGGAAUGGUGCGAUCCAAACCAAAGAUAUCGGCACCUCGCCUUCACUGUGUCUGUCGCGAUACUGUAGAAACACAUUGUCCCUGCCUGUUGUUGUGUCUUGAUAAAUGCAAGCUCGACCUCACUACCUCAUCGUGACCUUAGGUAUCCCGUGUUGCUGCACACGUGGUGUAUCACGUGUUUCGUGUUCUUGUGCACGUGGAGAAUCACGUGUUCUGUGUUCCUGUGUUCGUAGAGUGCAACGUGUGUGAUGAACUCAGGUCAACUCAGGGUAUAUACAAUUAAGUGUAAAUGCGACCCGAUGUUGUAUAUAUGUGCGACGCAAUCCUAGGGUUGGCACCGUUCGUUGUUGUGAUUUGGUGGUCAUUUGCACCCACCGCCCGGCUGACCAAGCCCUCUAUCGUUUGGCUUGCUCUGGACAGCUCAUCUAAUAAAUCUCGAUGUAGCUA